Messenger RNA from Pieris napi, 3401 nucleotides. Its product is annotated as E3 ubiquitin-protein ligase AMFR-like. Gene Ontology annotation, molecular function: ubiquitin protein ligase activity; ubiquitin binding. Gene Ontology annotation, cellular component: cytosol; ubiquitin ligase complex; endoplasmic reticulum. Gene Ontology annotation, biological process: endoplasmic reticulum unfolded protein response; ubiquitin-dependent protein catabolic process; protein K48-linked ubiquitination. The record is from RefSeq and is a predicted model, not a curated record. Lineage: Eukaryota; Metazoa; Arthropoda; Insecta; Lepidoptera; Pieridae. The coding region runs from base 361 to 2076 and encodes 571 amino acids. The transcript is spliced from 11 exons.
CAGUGUCAUAUUGUUAGUCGUUAAAGUCAGUUGUAAACUGACAAAUCGUUAAAAAUUCACAAGUAGAAAUUGUGAUUUUGUUUUCGUAGUUUGGAAAUUGUACUAUUAAAUUAAUCAUCAACCAAGGACUACUACUCGCGAUUGAUAUUCGAUUAUCGUUAUUCAUUACUAAGUUUGUCUUUAUACUGUUGUAUGUACAUUAUUUGCGAGUGAUCGCUGUUCUUUCGAUUAUGUAUUUUUAUUUUCUUAUUCGUUAUUAAUUGAUAAAAUAACACAAAUAAACAGUCUUUAUUACUAAUGGACAAAGUAUUCGACAAGUGUUAAGUUUUCGUUAUAAUUUAUUUGUGUGAAACUUUCAAGAUGCCUGUGACACUCAUGGACAGGUUGCCCUUGCCGAACCUGAAGGUUUAUUCGGCGGGAAGUGUUUUACUGCUUUCUAUUGCAGCUUAUUACGCCGUUAAUGUAACUAGUGAUCCUAAUUGGAGAACAAAUGCCACCCUCCAAAAGCAGCAAGAUGUACAUGAUAUGGAUGGUGCCAGAAAUCUCACUGAACAAAUGAUGGAAGUGAUGACCUUUAUGAUUCAAGAGCCCCUGUGUAUGUGGACGCUGAUCAACAUGUCUUGGUGUCUGUUGGCGGUGGGUGGAUGGGCGGUGGUGCGCGCAGUCUUCGGGCGUUUGCGCGUAGGUGAAGCGCAGCGCGCUAAGGACAAGCUGUGGAACUAUGUGUUCUACAAGUUCAUCUUCGUGUUUGGGGUGCUCAAUGUCCACUACCUGGACGAGCUUCUCCUCUGGUGCGCCUGGUUUACGCUUCUUGGCGCGCUAACCAUACUUACUCAGCUUGCUAAGGACAGAUUCGAAUAUUUAUCGUCUUCGCCGACGUCGUCAACAUGGGCGCACGGGAGGCUAAUAGCUCUGCUCGCUGGCGAGCUGAUUGCCGGAGCUGCGCUGAUGGCUGUGGCAGCACGAUGGGGGCUGCCUGCAGGCCGAGACACAUUCGCCUUCAUGGCCGCUGAGUGUCUGAUAGCUAUGGUGCCUUGCGUGCACGUAGUAGCACGAUUCGUACUGCGAGCACGCGGUGUUGAUGCCGCCGGCUCCGCUGCCUACUACACGCAUCUUGUCUUCGACGCGGUCGGGCUAGUAGCUGAGACGGGUCACGUGGCCCACAUGGUGGUUCACAGCAACGCGGUAGUCUCUAUGGCCUCGAUGGUGCUGUUAAUGCAGCUGCGGCACCUGUUACACGCACUUCUGGCCCGCCUUAAGAGACAUCGCCUUUAUGCUGCGCUGGCGCACCAUAUGAGCCGCAACUACCCUAUGGCCAGCCCGGAGGAGGUAGAAAAGAACCAGGAUAACUGCGCCAUCUGCUGGGAACCCAUGAAGGAAGCGCGUAAGCUGCCCUGCGCUCAUCUAUUCCACAACUCGUGCCUUUGUCGUUGGGUGCAACAAGACGCAUCGUGCCCCACGUGCCGACGAUCACUAUCGGCCCGCCCAACUCCGCCGCCCGCUACGCUUACGCCUAUGUCUCCGCUUAAUCCACUUAACCCGCUCACACACAUUGGCUCCGAUCCGCCCGCCGCUAAUCAUCUUUUCCAUUUUGAUGGGUCCCGAUAUGUUUCGUGGCUGCCCAGUUUCUCUGUGGAGGUGACAAGAGUACCAGCCCCUGCCACCGCCACUCCCGCCCCGCAGACAAACACGCCACUGUCACCGCAACUGGAUGCAAUUAUUGCACAGGUGUCAGCUGUGUUCCCUCAGUACAGCGCAGCAGCGGUACGUGCCGACGUGUCCCGUACGCGUUCCGCUCACCUCACAAUCGAGAACAUUCUGGAAGGAAGAUUGCCCACGCCCCCUUCACCUCCCACAGAGAACGCAAGGCAAGUAAAUUCUGAGCCAGCCGCUACCGCUUCCGAAACCGUUGCUGACCUUCACAGCGCUGAGUCAGUGGAAGCGGAGUUUUCAGAGAGCGCCGCAGAACGCGAGAUGGCGCUGAGACGUCGUAAAAUGCAAUUACUUAACGCUGCCAGAAGACGAUACUUGCAAAGACUCCGCCCCAAUACAACAGAACAUGGGAUGAUGUCCUGAAUCACGAACCGGCUCUAAAUUGUAUGUUACUGACGUCAGGUGUAUCGAACUUUAUAUGACGUAACAGAGGUAAAUUGAUCUCAAACGCAUUCGUUUUAAGGAUAUAAAUGAUUAAGUGAAGCUUAACCUUUUCGACAAUUCAAAUUGCUAAGAACACGGAAUCGAUGUUAAUUAACUUGUAAAUAUAUGUUGGACAUUAAUGUAACCGCACAAAGUCAUCCUUUUAAGAACAUACCUUUUUAAUAAUUAUAAGUGAAAUUAAUAAGUACUUAAAAAACCCGUUUUGGAUGGGAUAGACCUUAAAUGACUUGUUUCCAUAGUUUACAAUAAUCGGCCUGGCUGUCGGCUUAUGUAAAAUACACAUCUGAGUUAAAUUUAGUGGAAGCCGGAAUGUAUUGUACAUUAUAACAAAUUUAAUUAUUACCAUGGCUUAUUAAGGUUUAACACCAGUUUAAGGAAACAAUAACCGAAGAUGUUUUAUUGCUUCUUUAAAACUAUUAUAAAACAAGGUCACUGUGUAGUGAAACAUUGAGAGGCUGAUUCUACAUUUAAAAAUUAUUGUGAUAGUUUUUUUGUGGUACAAAUCUAAACCAACAUGGGCGUACAUGAUAUAAAGGUUUAUUCCUGUAACCAUCUGUGCUAUUGAAAAUUUUAAUAUGAAAAUUGUUAUUUUAAAGCGAUGUUUAUAAUAUCAAAUUACUAACCUCAAGUCACCAGUGAAUUUGUGAUACCACAGAAUGCUCAUAUAUAUCUUUUUUUUAUUAUAUAAUUUCACUGAAAUUGUCAAUAGAUACAUUAUUUGUUGCUGAUAAUAUAGUAUUUUAUUUAAAUUAGAAUACAGUAACUAUCCCUAUCUAUUUCCAGUUAAGUGUUGCUCAUUUUCAUGGUUGACUGCUUUGUUAUUUUAACUAAUUAUAUGUAGAUAAAUUUUAAGAGUAUUUUUGUAAGAGUACCUUAUUUGAAAGUAUGACUUGUCCAUUAUAGAUAGUUUUCUCUAUCCUAUUGUCAUAAUUUUAUUUUUUUGUAGAUGGCAGACUUGCCAUAUAGUUAUAUCAAAUUGUAUAAAAUGAAAAAGAACACUUCCUUCAUUUAAAUUUUUAUUAUAGAUAUUAAUUGAUAUUUUAUUUUAAAACCUAAAAAAAUGUGGUUAAAUUUCAUUGAUUUAUUUUCCUAUUGUACAUUUGCACCAUCUUGUUAUUGUCAAAAUUUUAUUUAAAUACUUGUUACAUUUUCUAUUGAAAGCAGGUACUGGAUUGCAGAUUUAGUAUAAAUAACAUGAUGUAUUAAAAUUAAAUACUAGUCAAUAAAACUAUUAAAUAAACUUU